Molecule: messenger RNA, 1695 nt
Organism: Ruditapes philippinarum (Manila clam)
Lineage: Eukaryota; Metazoa; Mollusca; Bivalvia; Venerida; Veneridae
Product: beta-1,3-galactosyltransferase 1-like
Exons: 1
Coding region: 414-1634 (406 amino acids)
Cellular component (GO): membrane
Molecular function (GO): hexosyltransferase activity
Source: RefSeq, a predicted model, not a curated record
ACGCUUCCCUAUUAUACCAGUGACCGGAUAAGUACAUUGUUUCCUGUAUUGUAUUCAUGUUAAAGUAUUUAUAAUUUAUUUUCUGAUAGUAUAGAAUACACCUUUAGCGUUGUACAUUUGUGUCUAAAACACGAGUGUUUGUCUACAUAUGUUUGACAUAAGCAGACGUUGAUUUAAAAGUUUUAAUAACAAUAACAAUAAAAAAAAGACACAAAGUUGGAUGUAAAAGAAGCUAUAUUUACAAUUUGUAAUAUUUUACCGUGUACAGUAUCGGAUAGUGUGCAGUAUAAUUUUCAGUCAGAAUGCGGAAUGUCUGAAUGGAUUUUUAUUUAAGUCUCAGUGUCUGUUUGUUGUAGAGUAAAUUGCGACUGACGCAAAAUUAAUAUAAUAAAUUUGAUUAUUUAUUGACAAAUAUGAAAACAGAACAGUACAGAUUUAAACUGAUAAAGCGUUACUUUUUCAGCAGGAGGAAUAGAAAGUGCGUGUUAUGUUUUUGUUUAUUUUCCGCGUAUAUGGCAGUUCUUAGACCUUUUACUGGAGAGUUGGUGUCGAGAAUUAAUGUAACCGUGGACUCUAGUGCGUUAUCACAGCGGUUUACAUUACAAAAUAAAACUCUCAUGUUCGGUAAAUAUUUCGGACUGUCCUCGAAACAGAUAAUUCAUGAGCCGGAUAAUAUAUAUAAUAAAAGCAAAUCUAAAUUUAGUAAGAACAAGGAUAUAAAUACAACAGCAGAUGUACGUGUGGCGGAGUUUGGACCUAACGUAAAGUCAGCUGCCGGCAUGAAAUAUUUGAUGGAGAACAAAGACUUAUGUAAGACACCAGAAGGAUUGUUAGUUAUGAUCAUGGUCCAUACAGCCCCUAAGAAUUAUAAUAAAAGGAUGGCUAUAAGACGAACGUGGGCAAAUAAUUCUUACUAUACCGAAUUGGGAACUGUUCAAACAUUGUUCUUACUAGGACAGGUUAGAAACGAAACUUUACAGCGGGAAAUAGAGCACGAGUUUAACGUGUACGGGGAUCUCGUGCAGGGAGACUUCGUUGAUUCUUAUUACAAUAUCACAUUGAAAGGAAUUAUGGGAUAUAAAUGGUUACACGAACGAUGUCAAAACGUAAAAAUUAUACUAAAAGUUGACGAUGACGUCAUUAUAAAUAUGUUUACGUUUUUGAAACAUUUUGCACCAACGUUCCUUAAAAAGGAUAAACACAUGGCGUGCAGACGUUUAAUAAAUUCUAGGAUUGAUCGAAAUAAAAAGUCGAAAUGGUACGUGGGUGAAAGUGCAACGUUCAAAAAUCGCAAUGUUUACCCACCGUUUUGUCAAGGUUUCGCUGUAGUUAUUUCUAAUGACGCAAUUUUCGACCUCUACAAAUCGUCAAUAAUGACGCCAUUUUUCUGGAUUGAUGACGUCUUCCUGUACGGAUUAACGCCGGGGAAAGUUCCGGCGAUGAACUAUACUAAUCUAGUUUAUGGUAAAACUGUAAUAUGGGGUGCUGAUAAAGCCAUCAACUGUUACAAGCGAAGCGUCUGCAAUUAUCUUGUUGUUUUAUUAUGGUCAGAUAUACCUAAUAUGAUGGAGGCAAUAUGGCGUCUUAUGCAAAGACAGUACCAUACAACGACCAACACAAGUAACAUAAACUAAUGAAUAUGUUCUGUCAUCAGAUGAAUAUUCUGUAUUAAAUACAGUAAAUAUUUUAAUCAAG